AUGAAAUACACGGAAGUGAAAAAUUUAAAUUUUGAUCUAGUGUAUGAAGAAUAUGUUAAGAAGCAUAAUAGAAUAGUUUCCGAGUUAUUAAGGCCAUCUGCUAAACUUAAUUCAUCAGAACUUCCGAAACUUGUUGUUGUCGAACCAGUCAUGACAAAUGGAUUCGGAAAUCGUAUACCUUCAAUGGUUUGUGGUUUUAUGUAUUCAUUGUUAUCUGAUAGGUUAUUCUUUAUAAGUGGAUAUGAUAAUUUCACAAAUUAUUUUGAAAAAGACUUUGAACAUGACUGGAAAACUGUUGCUGACAUGUAUGAAAAUAGUACAUCUAGAUAUAUACAUGAUGCUAAUUCAUAUAAUGAUUUCGAGUUAGUGGCGAGAGGAAACCUUAGCAAUGAUGAAACUGAUAUUUUAUAUCUUAGAACAUGGGAUUACCCAUGUGCUCCAAUAAUGUCAAAUCCUCAUUAUAAGGAAUGGUUUAACAAAACAAUACCUGAUUAUAGAGUUUUCACGGCACUUAGUCUAAAAUUAAUAAGGUUGAAACAAUAUAUUAAUAAACAAGCAGAUGCUUUUGCGGACAAUAAUUUUACCGAUUAUAAUAUAGGUAUUCAUUUAAGAGAAAGAAAGACAACGUGGGAUAUGAUAACACCCCCAGAACAUUUCUGUAAUGUAGUGAAAAUGUUGUUAUUAGAAAUGAAAAACAUGAAUAUAACUGUCUUUGUGGCUGCUGAUAAUAAUAAUGGUCGUAACAAAUUAGUAAAUUUGCUUCGAGAAAUGGAUACUUAUAAUAACAAUACUGUUAAUAUAGUUCAUACUGAUGAUGAUAUGGAUGCACUAAAUCCUGUUAGUGGGAGCACUGGUAACACUGGUUCGGAAGUAGUUGCUCUUAUAGAUAUGAAGGUGCUUAGUUUAUGUGAUGACUUGGUGAUUACAUAUGGUUCAUCAUUCGGUUUUAUCGCAGCAGGAUGGUCGCAAAAAGCUUAUCAUCGAAGGGGUCCAUUGGUCAUAAUGCCAAUAACAAACUCGAGCGAUGAUUUUCAGGAUGUAGAUAAAGUUUGGGUGUACGGUGCUGUAUCAAACGAGCCUUGUAUGUUCCUAAGCAAGUGGGUAAUUGCUUACGAAGAUGAGGAAACCAGUAGUGUUUUUAAGUCCAAUCCGUUAUGGAUGCAUUAUAGUCAAUGUCAUGCACCGACAUUUUAG
Racocetra fulgida is the source of this 1194-nucleotide messenger RNA. The record is from the annotation of a GenBank genome assembly. Lineage: Eukaryota; Fungi; Glomeromycota; Glomeromycetes; Diversisporales; Gigasporaceae.